UGGUCAAGGACGACCAGACGCGGGCCCCCAGAAAGUCAUAGGAGACAACACGGUUGUGUUGUCCGAUAGACCUGAUAGAACAGACAGAGACGGUUACACGGAUUCGCAAGAAAGGCAAGCUCAUCAUGUCGUCCGACUCGAUUCACCGACGCUCGGUCGAGCCAGCUGCUGCCGCGACGCCAGCGGCAGACUCGUCGUCCAUUGCUUCGUCCGGAGAGACAGCAGGCGUACUCGGCGGCGCCAGCACCGACGUGGGAAAGAAAAAGGAUGCCGUCGGUAGCGCAAGCCUCGUCGACGGCGCUGAGAAAGGCCCGGUCGUCGUGCAGGCGGAUGACUACGAUGCAUCCCAGGGGAUCAGCGAAAAGACCAAGGCCAAGUUCAAGCAGCUCGGUUGGGUGCGUCUGACAGUAUGCUUGAUCGUUGAGGCCAUCGCCUUAGGUGCACUGUCCUUACCUGGAGUAUUCGCAACACUCGGCCUGGUCCCUGGUGCACUGACCUGCAUCGGUAUUGGCCUCAUCGCGAUCUACACGUCGUACCUGGUCGGCCGGGCGUGCAACCGCUCACCGAUACCUAUUGAGCACUUCCACGACCUCGGCGAGCUGAUGUUUGGCCGGGUCGGACGGGAGGUUAUCGGAGGGUGUUUCUUCGUGUACCUCGGACUCGUCACUGGCUCGCAUGCGCUCACUGGCGCCAUCGCGUUCAACAACCUCUCUAACAGUGCCGUCUGCUCCAUCGUAUUCACCGUCGUGUCGUCCAUCAUUCUGUUCCUCGUCGCACUACCGCCUUCGUUCGCGGAUAUUGCGAUCCUGGGGUACAUCGACUUUGUGUCGAUCUGCGCUGCGAUCCUCUUGACGAUAGUCGCAACGGGGAUUCAGGCGUCGAAUGCGCCGGGCGGACUGAGCGCUGUCAACUGGCACGCAUUCCCGGAGGAGAGGCCGACGUUCGCAAAGGCCUUCGUCGCAAUCACGAACGUCGUGUUCGCCUACUCGUUUGCCAUCUGCCAGCCUUCAUUCCAGGCGGAGCUCAAGAAGCCUAACGACUACAUCAAGUCCGUCUGGGCGCUCGGUAUCACGGAGAUCGUACUCUACACGCUCACCGGGGCCAUCAUCUAUGUCUUUGUUGGCCAGGGUGUCCAGUCACCCGCGCUCCUCUCAGCUGGCCCUACAGUUAGCAAGAUCGCGUUCGGCAUUGCCCUCCCAGUCAUUUUCAUCUCUGGCUCGAUUAACACGACGAGUGCCGCCCGGUACAUGCAUGUUCGAAUCUUUGGCAAGACGCGCCACCGUUGGAUCUCAACACCGCUCGGCAUCGGCGCGUGGCUCGGCCUGAAUGCUGUGAUCGUCAUCUUCGGAUGGGUCGUCGCCAGUCUUGUGCCGUUCUUCGAAAACUUCCUUGGACUAAUGGCUUCGCUGGCCGUAUCCGGCUUUACCUUCUACUUGCCUGCUCUCAUGUGGUUCCUUUGCCCGGGUAUGAAAGAAGGCACCUGGCGCGACAGCUGGAAGAACAUUAUGCUGGCCGCUGUGAAUGCGGUCAUCUUCCUUAUGGGCAUCUUCAUUCUGGUCUGCGGUGUUUAUUCAAGUGUGACCGAGAUCAAGGAACAGUACGCGACCGGCACGAUCCACCGGCCGUUCAGCUGCAACCUCCAUUAAACAGCUGAGCUGUGCGGCGCCUUGAUCCUUUUGUCGAACCCGAUGCAACCAUCUUGUCAACUGUAUUCAUCAGAUCAGACCUUGCACACUCUCGCACCUCUUUGCUCGCUUCAUCCACGCGCAU
Messenger RNA from Tilletiaria anomala UBC 951, 1770 nucleotides. RefSeq lists its product as uncharacterized. NCBI's taxonomy places the organism in Eukaryota, Fungi, Basidiomycota, Exobasidiomycetes, Georgefischeriales, Tilletiariaceae. The transcript is spliced from 11 exons. Gene Ontology annotation, molecular function: amino acid transmembrane transporter activity. The record is from RefSeq and is a predicted model, not a curated record. Gene Ontology annotation, biological process: amino acid transmembrane transport. Gene Ontology annotation, cellular component: vacuolar membrane. The coding region runs from base 126 to 1646 and encodes 506 amino acids.